Molecule: messenger RNA, 2275 nt
Organism: Schistosoma bovis
Lineage: Eukaryota; Metazoa; Platyhelminthes; Trematoda; Strigeidida; Schistosomatidae
Source: the annotation of a GenBank genome assembly
AAGAAAUACACUAAAUGAAUUUUCUACAUAAUUUCAGCCUACUCAUAGUAAUGAAUUCAUAGAGACAGGAAAUAAUUGCAUUGAUUCAGGUGUUCUUAAGAGGGGUUUAGUUAUACUUUGUUUUAGUGCAUGUCACUCGUUACGAAUUUGUGCUUGUUUUGACAAUGGAAGAGUCAGCCAGAUUACCAAUGCUUUCAGUAAAGGACCACCGCGAUGAUAAGCAUCGGAAACGUCGUUCCCAUCGAGAAGAAUCAGAAUAUCACUAUGGUUCUAGUUAUUAUUAUCAAGAAUCCAGCAACCACUCGGGACAUGUAGAUAAAUACGAUGAUAAUUACUACCGAAAUAGGUAUCCAAAGUCAUACGACCAACAAGAAGACCACAUUCGUCGUCGCAAAAAGUCUAAACACCGCAGUCCCAGCUGUGAUACACAUCAUGAAUGUAAACGAUCUCAUCAUGAAAAAAAAUCUCACAAGACUAGAAAACAUCCCGAAGAUAAUCAUAAAUCCAUCUCAGGCAAUGAAAACAAAUCUUUAGUACUAGUUGACAAUGAAGAAGAUGAGGAAGAGAUUAUCAGACGAAGACGUAUUGAAAGACAAAAGUUGUUAGAAAAGUUAGAGGUCGGAAAUCAAGGAGAAGCCCCAAUCACUAAACUCGACAGCGAUCCCAAUCCUCAAGUUAUUCAGGCAGACAGUUUGACGGAUAUGGUCACGUUUGAUGAUACUGAGGACUUCGAUUUUGAGAGGUUUGUCCAGGCUAAGUUAGAAUGUAUCAAAAUGGCUCCAACUAGUACCUCAGACCAACCGAGCUCACCAAGUGGUCGUCUAUCCGGUGUUCAAGCUCCAGCCGCAAUGGCACUUCAAGAUAAAAGAAGAAAUGACCCAAAUAUCUCUGGACAUAACAAUUCCAAACCCUCUACAUUUGAUAUGUUUGCUGAGGAAUUCGAAGUCGAGCUGCAUCAUGCUCCGGGGACAAUGGCAUUGGGGGCUAUGGCCUCUGAAAAUCAUGCCCUCUCCGAUAAUUGGGAUGAUGCUGAAGGUUAUUACCGUGUUCGCAUUGGUGAAGUUUUGGACAAGCGUUAUGCUGUUUACGGAUAUACUGGUCACGGAGUGUUUUCUAACGUUGUUAGGGCGAGGGACAGUGCUCGGGGCAAUUUAGAGGUGGCAAUCAAGAUAAUAAGAAACAACGAUGUAAUGCACAAAUCAGGUCUAAGGGAACUAGAAGUUCUUAAAAAACUCAACGAUGCUGACCCACAAGAUCGUUUUCAUUGUCUGCGACUUUAUCGUCACUUUUUCCAUAAAAAUCAUCUAUGCAUGGUGUUCGAGUUGAUGAGUCUAAAUCUUCGAGAGGUUCUGAAAAAGUACGGACGUAAUAUUGGGCUGCAUAUUGCUGCUAUACGCUCAUACACUCAGCAGCUUCUGUUGGCUUUGAAGCUGAUGCGCAAGUGUGGUAUUUUGCAUGCGGACAUCAAGCCUGAUAACAUACUUGUAAAUGAAAACAAAAUCUUGCUUAAGUUGUCUGAUUUCGGAUCAGCAUCUACUAUACAGGAUAAUGAUAUCACGCCUUAUCUUGUUUCACGUUUUUAUCGUGCUCCAGAAAUAACCAAUGGAAAUCAGUCGCCACCAUGAACUUGCUAUUCAAUAAUCGUGGUCAAGAUAUGGAGUAUUGUGACGAUACUAGUGGGGCUGUCUUCUUGCUACCUUUAGCGAGGUUUUAGGUGUUCCUUACGACUACAAUGUGGAUUUAUGGUCUUGCAGCGUAACUCUAUUUGAGUUACAUACUGGACAAAUUAUGUUUCCAGGAAAGACUAACAAUGAAAUGUUGCGUUUAAUGAUGGAAGUCAAAGGACGUAUACCAGGUCGCGUGAUCCGCCGUGGAAUGUUUCGCGCACAGCAUUUUGAUGAACAGUGCAAUUUCCUCUAUCAUGAAGUGGACAAAGUAACACAAAAGGAGAAAAUGACGGUAAUUCGUAAUUUGCAGCCAACAAGAGACUUAAUGACAGAUCUUAUUGGUCAAUCGAAGCUAAGUGAACCAAUCUUCCGCAAAGUAACACAGUUUCGCGAUCUUCUCGAAAAAACUUUAAUGUUGGAUCCUACUCGUCGUAUUUCUUUAAAUGAAGCUUUGCAGCACCCAUUUAUUACCGAGCGUAUGUCUGCCGCAACAGAAUCAGCUAAUCCUACACAGUGAAGUGGCUUUUGUUCACAUUGCAAUUACACUGUAUACAAUGUAAAUAAAAAUUUUCGUUAUUCAAAACCUAAGUUUGUACUGUAAAUAUGCC